AUGUUGAAACGGCAUAGAAAAGGUGGAGGAGGACGGCUGAAGGAGAAGCAACUUUCUCUGUUUCUCACCAACUACAUGAGGAUUUGUCGCCUGGGGUUUUGCAUGGCUGAAUGGACUUGAGUUUACUCCACAAUACGCAGUUGGAUAUUAUACCUAACCUGGGGCUGUUUGCUCUUUUUGGGGACCUUUUGUCGCUUGUGGACUUAACGCGUUUUGAUUUAAUGUGAGACUGAGAGGGGAGACGUGGAAGUAGGGCACAAUAUAAUCUCUAUUGAUUUACGUUGUCGCCAUGUCCAUGCUUCCGACGUUUGGUUUUACGCAGGAGCAAGUUGCGUGUGUUUGCGAAGUUCUCCAGCAAGGGGGGAACAUCGAGCGGCUGGGGCGCUUCCUCUGGUCCCUCCCGGCGUGCGAACACCUCCACAAAAAUGAGAGCGUCCUCAAAGCGAAAGCCGUGGUAGCGUUCCACCGGGGAAACUUCCGAGAGCUCUACAAGAUCCUGGAGAGCCACCAGUUCUCGCCGCACAACCACAUGAAGCUGCAGCAGCUGUGGCUCAAAGCGCACUACAUCGAGGCGGAGAAGUUGAGAGGCCGUCCGCUCGGCGCCGUGGGGAAGUACCGUGUCCGGAGAAAGUUCCCCCUGCCUCGCUCCAUCUGGGACGGAGAAGAGACGAGCUACUGCUUCAAGGAGAAGAGCAGGAGCGUCCUCCGGGAGUGGUACACCCACAACCCUUACCCAUCCCCGCGGGAGAAGAGAGAGCUGGCCGAGGCCACGGGACUCACCACGACGCAGGUCAGCAACUGGUUCAAAAACCGACGGCAGCGAGACCGAGCAGCGGAGGCAAAGGAAAGGGAAAACAACGAGAACUCCAACGGCAAUAGUCACAACCCAUUGACUUCUUCCAUGAAUGGAAAUAAAUCUCUAUUGGGGAGCUCGGACGACGAUAAAACACCUUCGGGGACACCGGAUCACAUGUCUCCGAGCCCGGUUCUGCUGCUGGGCUCAAACACCGGUUUACAGUCCCUGCACGGCCUCGCGCUCCCGCAGGGACCCAGCGCCAUCCCGGUACCCAGCGGUGUAGACUCGGUGCACCAUCACCACUCAUUGCACCACGACACCAUACUGAACCCUAUGUCUUCUAAUCUAGUGGACCUUGGCUCUUAAACACGGCACAGAGAGCACAGCUUUUUCUUUUUUGGGAGAAGUAAUUUACGAGGUGGCGUGAGGCAAGCUUCCAGCACUCGCGGCAAGGUGGAAGGCAGACAGACUGGAACACUGCGAAGACAGCCACCGUAACAAAUCAUGUAUAGUCGCAUAUUCAACCAGUCGUUUUAAACAAGUGGGAGAAAUCUGCCAUUGGGUGCACUUAUCCCCAAAUGAAUCUCCCUCUUGUUUCACCGUCUAGAAACAAGUUUCAAGACAGAGCACUUAAGCAAUGUAAUUAAAACAGCCAUUUGUUGAAGUAUUUUCUCUUUGCUUAAGGGAAAUGUAAUUCAAAAGACUAAUAGAGAUUAUGACUUGUUAAGAUGGAUCAUGUUUGCAGUGCUGAUGCAGACAAAAGGUGAGGCGGGAUAGAUCGUUUUAGGUAAAAAAAAAAGAAAAAAAGAAAAGGAAAAAAAGUAUUUUACCGGAAUGUAAUAACGUAACAUGCUAUAUUGUUGAAAACAAUAAAAUGUCUUAAUUCUUGUUACUAUUACCGUUGUUAUUUUAGGGGUUUCGAUAUAUCAGCAGACUCUGAAGGCACCGUGUUGAAGGUACCCCAUCGCCUUUUUGUUUACAUUACUGGGUUUUCCAAGAGAGCCAUACGCAGUUGUUUGUCUGAAGGGGGGGGGGCAUGAUAUUCUCAAGUGUUUUAUAAGAGCCGUGAUAAGGUGAAAUCUCUUAAUCUCUUGAUACUAUUAUUAUUAUUUUCAUUUGGAAAGAGACUGCAUGUAAACUUUGCGAUACAUGAUGAAACAUAAAACGAUUCACCUAUAGUUUCAUAUACUCUUUACAAUAAAAGAAAAACAAUCCAUGGAUUGAAUAUUGAGGAUUUCUUUGAUUCUGAAUGACUCUUGAUAAUUGUUUUUUUGUUGUUGCAGAAAACCAAUCUGUUGAUAUGGUUUGUCUCUUACUGGUCACCUCGUUAUUUAUUUUCAAAUCAUUCAAGCUGAGUGACAUUUACAUUUUUUUUUUUAAAUAUAUAUAAAUAUUCCCAGAACAGCUGUAACAUAAAUAUUUACACAGUCACAUGGAAUGCAUUUUCAAAUAAUUACUCAAUUACUUCUUUGCACUUUUCAUUUUAAUGUUUGGAUCUAAUUGUAUUUUCGCGAAUAUGACUUUGAUAGAAGAAAUGGACAUUUAUUACAGACACAAACUUUAACUUUGCAUCUAAACGGCCAGUGGGUUUAAAACUGGUUCGCAUGCUUCACUAUUACCUCUGGCCUUUUGAGUGUGUGCUGAACCACCAGUUCCUUAAUAACGUUGGGGAAAUGUAUAAUUAGAUAGAGUUGCCCAAAAAUCAAGAGCUCUUAGCCUUUGACACGUAUGCCUGCUCUAAGAAAGGGGAUAUUGUCCUUUAUAUGCGUGGGCUGUCUGACGCAUGCACUGUCGAUAUAUCCCGGGAUUAUCUUCCAUCUCAUCAUAAAUGCUGCAGUGGAAGUCGUUUCUCCCUAAAAUUAAUUUCCAGGUUUGUGUCCUUUGCUUUUGCAGUUAAAAUAGAAAUUCAAGAACUGGGUCUAAAAAAGAUUUUUAAAAGAAACGCCCAUUACAAUAAACAAAAUAAAAACCAGAAACGCAAUAAUUCAGCUAUUGUGUUUCUCGUUAAAUAGA
Messenger RNA from Anarrhichthys ocellatus (wolf-eel), 2809 nucleotides. It is a transcript of the gene six2a, whose product is annotated as SIX homeobox 2a. Gene Ontology annotation, cellular component: transcription regulator complex; nucleus. NCBI's taxonomy places the organism in Eukaryota, Metazoa, Chordata, Actinopteri, Perciformes, Anarhichadidae. The transcript is spliced from 2 exons. Gene Ontology annotation, biological process: regulation of transcription by RNA polymerase II. Bases 290 to 1162 code for a protein of 290 amino acids. Gene Ontology annotation, molecular function: DNA-binding transcription factor activity, RNA polymerase II-specific; RNA polymerase II cis-regulatory region sequence-specific DNA binding. The record is from RefSeq and is a predicted model, not a curated record.